CCCCUCCUCCUUGCCUGCCAAAAUGGCGCAGGCCCGCCACAGGCGUCGGUCUCUUGUUUACUUCCGGUUGCCCAGCGGCAACGUUGUGCCGUGAUUACGCGUGCGCGGGGCUCGUGCGCGUUCACCAAAGCCCACCUGUUGUGACGAAGGUAGACUUCUCUCCUCUUUUUCUGCGGACAUGAAGCUUCCGGAUUACCUGUUCGCGCGCAUGUGGCGCCCCGUGCGCAGCUGGACCGUGGCGUCGCGAGACGACUGAGAGUGGUUUUUUGGGGGGGGUUUCUUUUUUUCCUCCCGCCGGAGAAAAGCGGAGGAUGGAUGGAGAACAUUCUGGAGUGGCGAGGGACAGAGACAAGCUACCGCCGAUCUCCAGCAGCUGCUCUCCGACUGGACCACCGGCCCGCGGAGCCAAGCAGCCAUUGCCGUCUCUCGGGACUCUCAUCGCCACGCUCAACCACAGGAGGGACAUGAUGGGUCGGGCGGCGGCCGGCGGGAUGGCCACGAUGCUGAGCGGCGCGGCGGGCUUCAAGCACGUGCGUGAGCUCCCGCCAAUAUGCAGUGACGUCCGCCACAAGCAGCGAGCGUCCAUCGACACGCUGCCCCCAGAGGUCAAAGCUCCGUUCCCAUGUGAUCCCGUCAUCCCACUUCGUACCAAAACGGCCAAAGACUUCCUGGAGGACGUCGAGAGCGCCAUGCUAUCAGGUGACUGGCGGGAGGUGCGGGGUUUUUACCUGACCACUUUUGACUCCUUCAUUGAGCUCAAUGCCGCCUUCAAGCGAGACCCCAACGGAUGCUUCGACACCAUUGACGACUCGGGGGUCAACGCCAAGUUUGUCAACGUGGUCUACGACUCGCUUCUCAGCACCCCGCAGGACAUCCAGAAGUCGGUGCUGAAGGGGAUCAUCAACAGUCUGCUGCGGGAGUGGAAGGGGCCUCGGACUAAAGACGACCUGCGUGCUUACUUCAUCCUGGUUCAGAACCCUCAAUACUCCAGCACCAGCACCUACGUGAUCUACGCUCACUUGCUGAGGCAGAUGGCGGCGCUGUCUGAGGCCGACCAUCACUUCCUGGUUCACUGGCUCAAAAAGUUGUCGGCCCGGCGUUUUCGUCAGCUGGUAGAGCGCCUCCUGCAGUUCAUCUCCACUCGGCUGUUUCCCGCAGAGCCCGACGAGCUCCCUCCGGCAUCCAAGUGCUCGUGGUGGAUCCCAUCGGCCACCAAAGUGCUCGCCCUCUUCAACGCGGCCAACAGCGUGGCGUCUCCUCCCAUCAUGCCUUUCACCGACUUCUACAACAUCGCUCUGGAGCACAUCGACUUCAUGGAGGAGUACCGGACCUGGCAGAGCUACGGCAACUCCAACCGGUUCUCCUUCUGCCAGUUUCCCUUCAUCCUGUCCACAGUGGUGAAGAAGGCCAUCAUUCAGAAGGACUCGGAGCAGCAGAUGAUCAGCCAGGCCAGGCAAAGUCUGGUGAGCAAAGUGUCGCGGCGUCAGCGCGUGGACAUGAACCUCCUCUUCCUCAACAUCAAAGUACGACGGGCACAGCUCCUCGCCGACUCGCUGGACGAGUUGACCAGGAAGCGGUGCGACUUGAAGAAGAAACUGCGAGUGACGUUUGUCGGGGAGGCGGGGCUCGACAUGGGGGGGCUAACCAAGGAGUGGUUCUUGCUGCUGGUCCGUCAGAUCUUCCACGCGGACUACGGAAUGUUCACCUACAUGAAGGACUCGCGCUGUCAUUGGUUCAGCAGCUGGAAGUGUGACAACUAUUCCGAGUUCCAGCUCAUUGGGACUCUGAUGGGCUUGGCCGUGUACAACAGCAUUGCUCUGGACAUCCACUUCCCUCUCUACUGUUACAGGAAGCUGCUCACUCCGCCCACCAUGCCGUGUGACCAGAACGCGCUUGUCGGCAUGGCGACCGCCACCUUGGACGACCUGCAGCAGAUCAUGCCGGAGCUGGCUCACGGAUUGGAGGAGCUGCUGAGCUACGAGGGGAACGUGGAGGAAGACUUUUACCUUACGUUCCAGGUGUGUCAGGAGGAAAUGGGUGUCGUCAAAUGGUACAACCUGAAGCCAGGUGGAGACAAGAUCCCUGUCAGCAAACACAACAGGAGGGAGUACGUCCAUCUGUAUGUGGACUUCCUGCUCAAUAAGUCCAUCAGCAAGCAGUUUGCUGCCUUCUACCAUGGCUUCCACAGCGUGUGCGCCUCUGACGCACUCAUGCUGCUGCGUCCGGAGGAGGUGGAGAUGUUGGUGUGUGGAAGUCCUCAGGUGGACAUGAGCGCCCUGCAGAGGAACGCCCACUAUGAAGGCUACAGCAAGAACGACGCCACAGUCAGGAGUUUCUGGGAGGUGGUGCUGGCGUUCCCACUGGAGCUGCAGAAGAAGUUACUGCACUUCGCCACAGGAAGCGACCGCAUUCCUGUGGGAGGAAUGGCUGACCUGAACUUCAAAAUCUCCAAACUGGACGCCCCCACUGACUGGCUGCCCGUGUCGCACACGUGCUUCAAUCAGAUCUGCUUGCCGCCGUAUCGCAGCAGGAAGGAGCUCAAACACAAACUGACCAUCGCUAUCUCCAACGCCGAGGGCUUUGGCCUCCAGUGAUCCGCCACCUUUCGACCCCGACGCCGUGCCUUUUGUUGUUUUAAAAGGCACACUAUGUAACGCCAGCACCUCAACAAGUUAGCUGUACCGCUAGUACAGGUGUAUAAAUAGACAAGGCUACACGCUAAGGAAGUUAGCAUACGGUGACAUGUGGCUAGCUAGAAGAAAGCGUGGAUGUUUGUCAUUUGUGUCACGUCGUCUUUGAUUGACAGCGGCCUCUUAGCUUUGGCAUUACUUAGCAGCAGGAAUGUAGAGAAACGACGACGACAAGAGCAAAGUUUGGGGCGGCUGGGUGGGUUUCCAUGGCAACGUGUGUUGGCCGCCAAGCAAUGUGGGUCACAGUACCACACACACCAGUCACUCUCAAAGCUUCUUUUGUCUCACCCAAGUCCUAACGACCAGAACCGAGCACACGAGCGUGUGAACAGGAAGCAUUUGUUGCAACUUCCUGUUUGUCCUGCUUUGACUUUUUUUUGUUUGCCCUGUUGUGCUUGUCUUCUCUUUGACUCCUUAUUUAUUACAAAGACGCGCCAAUGUGAAUAGCGAUCCAAGCUAGCUUUCUGUUGGUCUUCGUCCACUUCUUUCAUGACACGCUUGACCGUCCCUCGCGGGCGCCACGGUUCCGACAUCGCUCUCUCACUCCGCUUCCUCACUCAUUCAAUCUCAGCCAUUUUUCAAAAACACAACCUGUGUUCUAUAGCUGUAGAAAUAUGGAACCUACCAAAAGACUUUCUGACCAAAAGACGUUCUGCCUUUUCCCUUCUUUUGUAAACAGCAGGAGAACAUGGGUAAGUUUCAGGAAAAUAUCAGUUCCCAACUACAAAAGGGAGAAAACCAGCUUUUGUGUCAACAUAACUUUCACUCUGACACAAAAUAGUGUUCUUUUGUGACAGCUGAAAUAACAACAAUACCGGCAUAAGCAACACAAAAAAGGUUGUUUUACAUCUAAAGAAUUUAUUAGCAAAUGGAUGCUAAUGCCUAACCUUCUGCCCACUCACUUUCCUGCCCACAUUGAAUGAGUUAAUAAAUGUUCGCUGUUUGGUGCUUGA
Molecule: messenger RNA, 3643 nt
Organism: Doryrhamphus excisus (bluestripe pipefish)
Lineage: Eukaryota; Metazoa; Chordata; Actinopteri; Syngnathiformes; Syngnathidae
Gene: hectd2
Product: HECT domain containing 2
Biological process (GO): protein polyubiquitination
Molecular function (GO): ubiquitin protein ligase activity
Source: RefSeq, a predicted model, not a curated record